AUGGGACGCGCCGACCAUCUACCGGCCUUCGGCUCUUCCUCCUCAACCUCCCAAAUCCUCAACCCUAUUGCGGAGAUGACAGCCCUCAGAUUUGUCAAGACUGUGUGGGAGUCCUUUCGGGCUACUUCCGGUCUAGAGCCUCGACUUCUGAAUAAUCUACGGGUCACUGCCGCCAGGCCAGGAACUGUCAACUUUGAACUGGACAUUCAAAAGGAACACACGAACCGGUUGAACAUUCUUCAUGGCGGUACUAUUGCAAGCAUGGUGGACCUCGGUGGUUCCUUGGCUGUUGCCUCCCGGGGACUGUUCGCGACGGGUGUGUCUACCGACUUGAAUGUUACCUACCUGAACUCCGGGGGCAAGAUUGGCGAUAAGAUUUCGGCUGAGGUGACGUGUGACAAGUUCGGCAAAACCCUCGCCUACACCAGCAUCAAGUUCACCAACGACAAGGGCGAGCUCGUCGCACGAGGAAGCCACACAAAGUAUGUGACUAUUGCUUGGAAGGAUCCCCAGAAUAUUGUGGAGGAGAUCAACAAACUUCCGUGA
Penicillium canariense is the source of this 546-nucleotide messenger RNA. RefSeq names its product PaaI family thioesterase. The transcript is spliced from 10 exons. Lineage: Eukaryota; Fungi; Ascomycota; Eurotiomycetes; Eurotiales; Aspergillaceae. Gene Ontology annotation, molecular function: fatty acyl-CoA hydrolase activity. The record is from RefSeq and is a predicted model, not a curated record. Bases 1 to 546 code for a protein of 181 amino acids.